GCUAAAUGGUCGAAAUUAAGGUUAAAACGGGUUGGCCCCUUCCUGAGGGGGGUACUUGGCGACCCCAGCGACCGACUCCGUGUCUUUCUCUGUCUCCUUCUGUCUCUCUUAACGAUAUUCACCAGAUCACUGACCUUCCCGAACGUAUUAAUUCCCGUUAUGCCCUCAGAUUUAUCCUGUAUCCUCUCAUACCCUCCAGGAAAUACCUCUGGAUCUCUACGUGUACAUCGGAGCUUAAAAUUCUCAAGUCUUUUACCUCGAGACGAAGACUCGACAGAGAAGGAGAGUGCGUGCUUAACUAAGUGAGACAGAAAAAGACAGACGGUGAAAGAGAGGGAGAAAGAAAGAGAUUCAGUGUUACAGUGUGCGUGAAAAGGAGAGAGACAAAGGGGGGAUAGAGAGAAUUAGAGAUUCUGCGAAUAGCAAAAGGAAGCCAGCACAACAGUUCAAGUUGCAGACAGUGUUGGCAAUCUAGUACAAAGAAAUUAAUAUAAGCCCUACGUGAAUCGUGGGCUCCGAAGGAACCUUUCUUCUUCCCCAUUGCCGUGACUUGUACCAGGCGUGGUUAACCGAGAGAGAGGAUGUCGGUGUUAAAUCAAAGCGGCGAGGAUGCAGUCGAGUGUCCAUUGUGCAUGGAGCCAUUGGAAGUUGACGACCUGAACUUCUUUCCAUGCACCUGUGGAUAUCAGAUUUGUCGAUUCUGCUGGCAUAGGAUUCGCACCGAUGAGAAUGGCCUUUGUCCCGCGUGUAGGAAGGCCUACUCGGAGAACCCCGCCGACUUCAAACCCCUCACGAAGGAAGAAAUCGGGAGGUUGAAGGCGGAGAAGAGGCUGAAAGAUCAGCAGCGCAAGCAGCGGGUCACAGAAAAUCGUAAACAUCUGGCAAACGUGCGCGUUGUGCAAAAGAACCUCGUCUUUGUGGUCGGCCUCCCAAUGCGGUUGGCAGAUGCCGACGUGUUGAAGAGGCAUGAGUACUUUGGGAAGUUUGGAAAGAUUCAUAAGGUUGUGAUCAAUCAGAGUACUUCCUAUGCUGGAUCGCAGGGACCCAGUGCCUCAGCCUAUGUCACUUACCAGCGACAAGAGGACGCGCUGAGGGCGAUAGAGGCGGUGAACAAUAUCGUCGUUGAUGGUAGGACGGUUAAAACGUCCUUAGGCACGACGAAGUAUUGUUCGCAUUUUAUGCGUAAUCAGGCCUGUCCAAAGCCAGACUGCAUGUACCUGCACGACUUAGGAGACCAGGAAGCUUCCUUUACCAAGGAGGAGAUGCACCAGGGCAAACAUCAGGAGUAUGAAAGAAAAUUAGUGCAGUCCCUGCACGCUCACGCCUCGGCCUUACAGCGGAAACCGACACCUUCUCCACCUUCCACUGGGAGUAUCGUCCGGGAAAACGGUACUGUUAGUUCACAGUCUAAAGAGGCCUGGCCCUCGUUACAACCUGGCCAAACAAACAACACACAGCCAAAUGGCAAGGAAUCCUCACCGCCAACGCAAACCUCUACAACACAGUCAAACUCGCUGAAUGGCACUAGUGGUAGCAAUCCGGUGCAACAGAAUCACGCAACCCUGUCAUCCUCUCAGAACAACAACAACAAAGGAGAGAACAGUGCGGGCUCACAGAGACGUGGCAAGAGCAACAGUGAGAGCAAGGCACAGGCUGCCAGGAACAAGCAUAAAAACUCACAGAACAAAGAAAAACAUGGCACGAGUACGAGGACGACAUCCAGAUCGGAAUCGAGCUCGGGUCCCCAGGUCUCUUCGCAGACAACUAUUACCAAGGAAGGCAGAAAUUUUACCGGAGACACACCAAGGGAAGAACAGAUGUCAUCGUCAUCGUCGUCUUCUGCGACACAGAAAACUGCAGGACGCUGCAAACCUGAUUCCCAGUCACAAUUACAAUCACAGCAGCAGCAAAAAUCCCAAUCUGCACAGAUAAAAAAACCUGCUCCAGAAGAAGUUAAGGUGAAUGGACUUAUGGAGAAUGGCGAACGCAGCCAGUCCGAAAGCGAAGCUGAACCUCAGCGCGAAGGAAGCACACCGGCUAGUACUGUUUCCAGUUCCGAGGAUUCCAAUCCAAAUCAUAAUGGCGAACGUCUUACGGAAUCCGGCGAGGAUAAUGGUGGCAUGGCUGUGUUAGGUACGUCGCCGGCUAGCACGAACUCCUCCCAGGGUGGAAACGUUCAGCAGCCUCCUCCAGGACUGCAGUGCAAUCCGCUGGUCAACGGCUCCCAAACGCAACUCAACCAUCGGUCCAUCUUUCAGGCGGACAAUAACAGUUUCUUCAGCUCGAACAGCUUCCAGAAAAUAUCUGCGGUCGUCGCCUCGACGCCACCUACCUCUCAGACAGCAAAUCAAUCUCUCGACUGGACGAGUACGGGUUUGGCUGCCAUACCGGACUCCUUGCCGGCGGUACACUCCAGUGAGGAUUGGCAAGCGGCUUUUGGAUUCCAACCGGAGUCCACCAGGUCGAAUCACGUCGCCCGUAAGUCCAGUCCCACUGGCUCGCCUGGGGUCAAUUUCAAUGAGGAUUUCAUCGAUGGCGAGGUCUACACGAAUUCACAAUUCACCGCGAACAUCACCGGGAACACGGCCACCUUCACCUCGAGUAUUCUUGUUAAUUCGCCAGCUUCCAAGUUCAUGGCCGACUUCCAGCAGAAUUCACUCAGGCAAAGGCUUACUAUGCAGGCACAGCAGAACCAGGAAAAUUGCGAAUACAUCAAACAGAAUGGACACGCCACCCUGGACGAGGUACACAAGCAUGAGGAACCCGGCGCCGACGUUAAACCCGAGGAUGAUCUUGGUUUCGAUCCAUUCCACGAGACUCAAAAGGCACUGGCGGAACUUAUGGAGAACGAGAUUCAGUUGCAGCAGCAGAGGUUGUUUCAGCAGCAACAGCAGCAACAACGGGAACGAGAGGAGCAAAGCAGGGCGCAGCAGCAACAGGGACUUGCUGGUCUUGGUCCGCAACACUUUCCGCAGGUUGCUCACAUAGCUCACCUACAACAACAGGCGCAGCAUCUGCAAAAUCUCCAGGCGCUUCAACAAUCACAUUCGCUUCUGUCGAGGCUUCCACAGAAUCUAUUACCCCCGAGUACAGCACCUAGUGCAGCACCAGGAACGGUAACGGCGAGUAAUCUUGCCCAGCGUAGCAGGCUCCCACCGCCAGGAUUUCCGGGAUCCGCUGCGAAUCACAUGAACUCAUUUGGCUUGGGUAUACCGAGGCCUGCGCCGACGAACACUGCUCUCUCGGUUAUGUCUACAGGUAGUAAGAUAUUGCCGUUCAUGAGUCAUUCGUCGGGCGUUCUGUUCACCGGGACGCAGCCGCCCCAGCAGACGACAUAUUUGCCCAAUGGUAAUCCUCUAAUUAACGCCCCAGGGGUUGGCAAAUGCGCAGGAGAUGCUGCAGUGUACAGCCUCAAAGAUUGGUGUGACAUAAACAAUCAGCAGCAACAACAGCAGCAACAGCAACAACAAUUCCACCAUCAACCCCUUCAUCAGAAGGGUGGUUGGAAUAAUUUUGGACCGAUCGCCGACUGGACUUCGAUCGAUCCCGCCAUUGUUAGCUCCUCCAGGCCUCUGCCUUUCCAGGCUACCGGCACUUGGCAAUUUCCACAUGCUCAUCCAUCGCACACUGUCUCUCACAAUGCGCAACAGGAGCAGAACGCACCGCAGCAUUGGGCGAUGCAGCCACCUCCUGGCUUCGCUGCGCCAGCGUCCAGCGCGCAACUGAAUAGCCAACAGCCGAGCACAGCUGCACAGCCGCACACCAAACUCAUCUCUGCAGGGUCGGAAAUCGAGAAGAAUAUCAAUUGUGUCUGUGCAGACUUGUAAACGCGUAGACAAAAGUGGGAAGAGGAUUUGAAGAGUCGCCAAGCUUUCGGACGUCAGGAUUUCGAGAAGGUGGUCGUCGAAUAAAUCAAGAGAAAUGAUGAAGAAAAGAACAGCUGAAGAGCCAAAAGCUGCGAAUAGAAAGGAGAACGUAGUGAGGGACUGAAAUAAAGGCGACGAUAAGGAUGACUAAUCACUUUAUCGAAUUGUGCCCAACGACGUACGUCUUCUUCUCGUCUUCUGUAUCUCUUUACUCUCUUUCUCUCUCUCUCUCUCUCUUUUCUCCUCCAUAUCUGUAUCUAAGUGUAAUCCAACUACGAAUGGACCAAAAAACGAAUACGUGAUUAAUGAGAAUUGAAAUCGGCGCCAUGCGAUUCCACAAUGAUUUAAUGCGGCAUGGUAUACUGUCCCAACGUACUCUUCUCGAAGACGAUGUUAUUUAAUAUAUAUUAAACCAAGAGAAAAUGUCACUGUACAUCCAGAACGGUUUAGCGCCUCGUGUGUAUCCUCGCUUAAUCCUCUUUCUCUUUUCUGGAAUAUAUGGUCGAACUCCAGGAACGAGAGGACGUGCACUGUACAUCAAUGUAAUCGCCUUCGGUCCUUUGUGAAUGCUGUGGUCCAUUUACGAAGGACCGAAGGACACGUGGACACAGGAUAACUUACGGAAGCAAUUCAAUCUUUCUAGUAAGAAGCGAAAGGACUCGCGCUAAUCAGCAAUGGAGAAUUUACGUUAUACACAUAUAUAUGAGUGCAGACAUUUUAGCACCCAGAUAUAACAGAGGACACGCAUUACGGAGGACAAUCGCAGCUAGACGAGCGUGACCUCUUCAAGAACUUUGUUCUCUCUCUGGACGAUCUGGACGUUAAGGACAGUCGCAAAGACGAGAGACGAACUUUAUCCGUAUGCCAAACGAUUAAUCUGUUAUCCUUGAAAUUUCAUUUGCUCUUACAAUUACGAUUUCGCAACGCUACACAGAUAUAUUCUUCCGUUAUCAAAAAAAAAUUAAAUUAAAUUGUUCGAGGGUCACGGGAGUCACUGUGGACAGAGGAGGAUAAAACAAUGUGGGACAGAAAGAGAGAUGGGAGAGACGUGUGUCACAAAAUGAAUAGUGGCGGCAAGCGCAAAGCUUAAAGAGCUCUCCUCAUAACUCGUUAAUUAUGAACAGGCCGGCUAGGUUUGGAUAAUUCACGUCCAAGGAUUACGUCGAAGACGUUGAAUUGAAAGCCCACGAGGAGAGAAUCGCGGAUAAUGGCGAUAUACAUUUGAAAUGGGAGAGAAAGAAGCUUACAAGGAUAUAAAAGAGAAAGAUAGCGAGUGAAUAAAUAAAAUGGUUUAAUUGAUAUGUGGGAAUUAUGAUUAAAAGAAGGAAAAAUGCGAGAGAACGAAUUCGAUUAAAGCCAGCUGUGUAAAACGUAUGCGACGUGAUGAAUAAUUGCGAUUAUUAUUGAGAUGAUAUGAUGAGGACUAUGAUGAUGAUUAAUGAUGAUGAUUAUUAUUAUAUAAAAAUUCAUUGAUUUAAGGUAAUCGAGAAAUAUACGAUAUGCGAGAGCAAUGGUCGAAGCGA
This is a messenger RNA of Cephus cinctus (wheat stem sawfly), 5389 nucleotides long. RefSeq names its product AF4/FMR2 family member 4 (gene Cnot4). Bases 582 to 3827 code for a protein of 1081 amino acids. Gene Ontology annotation, cellular component: CCR4-NOT complex. The record is from RefSeq and is a predicted model, not a curated record. Gene Ontology annotation, biological process: protein ubiquitination. Lineage: Eukaryota; Metazoa; Arthropoda; Insecta; Hymenoptera; Cephidae. Gene Ontology annotation, molecular function: metal ion binding; RNA binding; ubiquitin-protein transferase activity. The transcript is spliced from 16 exons.